Molecule: messenger RNA, 444 nt
Organism: Cryptomeria japonica (Japanese cedar)
Lineage: Eukaryota; Viridiplantae; Streptophyta; Pinopsida; Cupressales; Cupressaceae
Product: cold-responsive protein kinase 1-like
Exons: 2
Coding region: 1-444 (147 amino acids)
Biological process (GO): protein phosphorylation
Molecular function (GO): ATP binding; protein kinase activity
Source: RefSeq, a predicted model, not a curated record
AUGGAUAUAGAUCCAGAGCGGAGCCAAGAACUUGACUGGCCAAAGCGUUUGAACAUCAUACCUGGAGUAGCCCGUGGACUUCUAUGUUUACACCAAGAUUCUCAGUUGCAGAUUAUUCAUCGGGAUAUCAAAGCAAGCAAUAUUUUGCUUGAUGAGAAAAUGCACCCAAAAAUAUCAGAUUUUUGUUUAGCUAGGUUAUUUCAGCUAGAGGAGACUCAUGUCAAUACAAUGGUUGCAGGGACACUGAUUCUUCUGAAGUUGUAUUCUAAUCUACUAAUUCUUGUGAAUUAUACAGUGGUUAUAUGGCCCCAGAGUAUGCUAGGUGGUCAACUAUCUAUUAAAGCGGAUGUUUACAGUUUUGGUGUUCUUAUUUUAGAAAUUAUGUGUGGAAGAAAGAAGUCUGAUAGUAGAUUGCCUCUUGAAUAUCAAAGCUUUUUGGAAUAG